AUGGAUACUAUAGAAAAGACAGCCUCGGAGAAGUAUCAUCAGCGUGAUGGUCUAUCCGAUAGCUCUCAAGCUCUGAUUCCCUUGUCUCAGUUGUACAACCCACCAUCUCCUCACAAAGUCGACCCAAGAGCAGACUGGGCCAUCGAGCAGGUUCGGCAAUGGCUCUACCCGCAUCUUGAGCAAAUGGGCGCUGGGAAGCUCAUCAAGGGCAUCGUCAACAAGGCGGCGUCCAUGUGCGCCUAUCUCUACCCAAACGCCGACGAUGAAGGCAUCUUUCUCGCCACAGACUUCGCGACUGUGCAAUGCGUCAGCGACGACAUCUUUGACAGUGCUGCUAUUCUCAAGACGAUCCAGGCGACUCCGUCGGGGCAACAUCUGGCUAGGGAUCUUCAGAAGUUGCGCGAUACUCCACAGCGGGUGGCAGACGGGAUCGUAUCCGUUGCGACAGGCCCAUUUCUCCUGGGAGCUAUCCACGAGCUUCCGACGCGCAUGCACAUCCGCGGCCGACGCAUCAACAAGGAGCGCUUUGAGGCAUGGCUGGCCAAGACAUGCGCUGCCAUGAAGGACUUUGGCAAGUCUCAUGCCCUGAUCUACAGCGAAGCGAAAAACAUGACCGUCGAAGAAUACGCAGAUCAUAAACUCCGCAACUGCGGAAUGAUCUAUACCGUUCUCUUCGUCGAGAUGGCAAUGGGUACUUUUCUCUCUGAUGAGCACAAUGCUAUCUCACGAAUCCGUCAGAUCCAGCAGCAUAGCGAAAAGAUUGGCUCAUUAUUAAAUGAGAUAUUCUCAUAUGAGAAAGAGACGUUUCUGGAGGAUACAAAUUAUCUGCUUGCCGUGUUGGUACGUACGGAGAAGAUUAGUCUAUAUGAGGCUGCGCGACGAGUCGGUGCGAUGUCGCAGAGACAUGCCCAGGAGGUCAAACGGAUUCAGAUUGAGAUUGAAGCUGAGUGUGACGAUGGUGGAGAGGACACUUGCCUUGGAACAAUGACCUCAUCACACGACCCUACAGCUUUGACUCAAAGCUUUCACUACAAAACCUCAACACACAGCUACGAUGUGAAAUGGGGUUCAUUAGGUGAUCCUAAAUCUCCUCCUCUCAUUCUUAUCCAUGGAACUCCGUGGUCGUCUCGCGUCUGGGUGCCUUUUGCCCUCUCACUGUCGCGUCAGUUUCACGUGUAUCUCUUCGAUAGACCUGGUUUCGGCGACACGCCAGCAGAGAAGAAAUUAGAUCCGACAAAGGCCAGCUCAAGCGCAAUUGAGGAGUAUGACAGCAACCUUGCGCGACAAGCAGAGGUGUUUGCUGCGCUCUUCAAGUCCUGGCAGGCAGAUUGGGCUCACGAGAAGGCUCACAUCGUCGCUCACGACAAUGCCGGUCUUGUGAGCUUACGAGGCUAUCUUCUCCAUGACUUGCCAUAUGCAAGCCUCUGUCUCAUUGACGUUGUCGCGAUCGGCCCAUUUGGCCAACCGCUCUUCAAAGUCAUCGCUGAAAACCCCCAACUCUUCGAACAACUCCCCGACACGGCCUUUGAGGGCAUACUAGAGAGCUAUAUCAGUGACGCAGCAUACUACGAACUGCCAAAAGAGACAAUGCAGAUGCUCAAAGAGCCUUGGCUGCGAGAAGGUGGAAAGCGAGGCUUCAUUCGUGAAUUGUGCCAAGCCAACUCCAGAUCGACGGAGGAAGUGGAGCCGAGAUAUGGAGAGGUCGGGCCGAAGCUGCUAAUCAAGAUCAUCUGGGGAGCUGAUGAUAAGUGGCUCCCUGUCGAGGUUGCGCACAGAUUGGGGAACGCGUUGAAGGCCAGCGAGAUUAUCGUUAUCGAUAAGGCUGGUCAUCUGAGUAUGAUUGAUCAGGGAGCGCGUGUUGGAGUUGAGCUGGGCUUGUGGCUUAGUACAGCUUUGAAUAAAUAG
This is a messenger RNA of Fusarium tjaetaba, 1905 nucleotides long. Its product is annotated as hydrolase or acyltransferase (alpha beta hydrolase superfamily). Bases 1 to 1905 code for a protein of 634 amino acids. Lineage: Eukaryota; Fungi; Ascomycota; Sordariomycetes; Hypocreales; Nectriaceae. The record is from RefSeq and is a predicted model, not a curated record. The transcript has 3 exons.